ACAAACCCGGGCUGGCCCCAACUUCCACAUUCAUGACAAGUCCAAAGUCUUAUUGACUUAUGAUAAGGAUGCACUUCUGUCCAACUUAUAUUCACAGGACCUUUACACACUGACCUCUCUUUGACGGAAUCUGUCAACGGACAGAUGAAACUACAAAACUUUAUUCUUUUUGGAUUACCGGCACUCUUAAAGAAAAGAGACGUGAUGGAAGAUGGCAUUGACAUCUUCAGUUUAAAGGAGGCUGACUUUAACCGCAUCUGCACCUAUAUCGUACAAGACAGGCCAUGUCCAGACAUGGUAGCCAACCGGGCACACGCCUCACUACCACGAAACCUUGUCCUCAAGCCCUCACUAAAACUGGCUGAUGUGCUUGGGGUAUGGAGUACAGAAUUCAUCCCACGAGGGACACGCUUUGGCCCACUCCUUGGGGAGAUAUUUGAGAAAGACAAAGUCCCGAAGUCAGCCAACAGAAAAUACUUUUGGAGGAUUUACAAAGACAAUGACCUUUACUACUACAUUGAUGGUUACGACGUCAAAAAGGCCAACUGGAUGCGCUACGUCAACCCUGGCCACAAUACUGAGGAUCAGAAUCUCAUUGCCUGCCAGAUUGGCUACGAUAUUUACUUCUACACUGUGAAGCCAAUCCAGCCAAACACAGAGCUUCUUGUGUGGUACUGUAGAGAGUUUGCGGAGAGGCUAAACUACCCAUUGACUGGGGAACAAAUGAUGAUGAAAAUUAAAGAGCAACUUCAACAAGACUCGGACUCAGAGCAACCAACGCUAUCAUUAAAUGGUUUUCAGCAUUCGCCUGCCUCCUCUGUGGACCAAGAUGACGUUUUCAGUGAUGAGGACAAAAAGUCAGAGAAAACAGAAUCAAGAAAAGAUGCGGGAAACUCGAGAUUCGCCUUUGAUUUUGAUACUGUUAUGAAACGGGAUGGGACCCUCAGUAGUGAUGGUGAUAAGAUGGAGCUGAUGUCACCCACCCGGAAAGAGUUGCAUGUGACAAGUGAGCCAGCAACACCUGACUGUCGCAUAUUGCCUUUAACAUCCAGCCCAGUGCGGGAACCAAGUCCUAGUGAACGACUAAGUCCUUAUCACAGUCCUCUAAGAAGAUUCAGUCCACAGAAAAGUCCAAGACUAAGUCCACAUGAAAGAGCAAAUCCGUUUCAUAGUCCGCAAAGAAGGCGAAGUCCAUAUGAGAGCCCACCACGAAGAUUAAGUCCAUAUGAUAGUCCUCCAAGAAGAUUAAGUCCACACCUAAUGUCACCCUAUAGUCCAGAAGCAACCCUCUUACCACGUCCUUUAGGAAAGAAUUUGCUGCUCUCGCCAAUGCGUUUGGCAGACAAAUCAACUUCCGAUACAUCUCUGGUCAAACCAUUGCCGAUCUUGCCCCAAGUGCCACCAAGUGACAUUCCAUCUCUUCAGUUUUCAAAGAAACCUCUCGAUACAGUGGAUGCUGCCGAGCCUAUGCUAUGCAAUGGACGCUUUAUAAAAACAGAACUGGAGGAAAGUAUACCAAAGUUUCCUCAUCCGCCACCAGGUGUUAUUCCUCCAUUGACUUUAAAAGGAGAUGUGCGCGAGCCUAUAAAACCAGUAUUAAAACAUAUCAACCCUUUAGCAGACUCUAUCAAAAUCCCGGAGCAAUUUGUCGGCCAUCCAGGAAUGCCGCAGUUUCCAUUUAGGGGACACCAUGCGUUUUUUCCACCAACUCUUCCACCUCAGAUUCCUUCAUCGCUAGGAGCAUUAGCAAAGCCAUCUCCAUCAUCGUUAAUCCCUAUGGACUUGAAAUCGGCAAGCAAAGGUGCCUUCCCAUACUUAUACCCAUCUUCGCAUAUUGCGCAACUCUUUGCCAUGAACCACAUGUUGCCCAUGUAUAACCCAAGCUUGGCUUGGCAGAUGUACCCAGCACUCUACCAGAACAUGGUCAGCAGCUUAGGACAAUCUAUCCCAACAUCAACUUCCAGCCAAAAACCCGUCCACGCCCACAUCAACGGUGACCAAGCAUUGAAUCUAACAAAACCAAAAUCGGAAUCCAUGUCGCAUGCACAGAUGAUGCGUGGUUACAAAUCGCUUCCGUAUCCAUUGAAAAAGAAAGACGGCCGCAUGCAUUAUGAAUGCAAUGUGUGCAUGAAAACGUUUGGACAGUUGUCAAACUUGAAAGUUCAUUUAAGAACGCAUACCGGGGAGAGGCCAUUUUCUUGCCAAACUUGUGGGAAAGGCUUCACGCAGCUGGCACAUCUUCAGAAACAUUAUCUCGUCCAUACCGGUGAGAAACCCCAUGAGUGUGACGUCUGCCACAAACGUUUCAGCAGCACAUCUAAUCUGAAAACGCACAUGCGACUUCACAGUGGGGAAAAGCCCUUUCAGUGUAAACUAUGCCCGGCCAAAUUCACCCAGUUUGUGCACUUGAAGUUGCAUAAACGUCUUCACACCAAUGAGCGACCAUAUGAAUGCCACAAGUGCAAUAGGAAGUAUAUCAGUGCGAGCGGCUUGAAAACGCAUUGGAAGACAGGAAAUUGUAUUCCGCCAAAUUCAAACAUUGAUUACAAUAGUUUAAUCAGCGAGACUUUGGUCGGGAAGAAGGACAUUGAUCAGGAGGAAGCAAAUUGUGACCGGAUCACAGAUGAGCAGUUGAUGAGUGGAAUUGAUAUGCAUUCGUAUUCCAGCGAGUCUUUGGAUGCGAUCAGCCAGCUGUCCAUGUCGUCACCGCAGGAUGAAAGUGAUGAGGAGCUGCGGAUGAGCUCCGGAGAUGGGGAGAUCCAGGACUAAAAUCCGUUAAAGGGAGAAUAUUGCAGUGGUGUCGGGGCCCAAAGAUUUAUCUUUCUGAAUCAUUGGAACAAGUAAGAGGGCCCAUUGUCUGGUCCAAAGGCUGAAGCUGUGGCUCACAGUUCUUAAGAAAUUGUGCUGUUGCAAAAUCUUGUAGUUCAUAAUUCUUGUAGUUUGCAGAUGACAGACUCAGUGAGAAAAAAAGAACCUUAGUACCAACUUGAAAAUUACUAUUGUGCUGUGCAAUAGUUGAUUCAUGUACACCAACUAUCAGUCACUUUGCCAACAUUAACCUGGCCCAUCUGGCUACUGCAUGAAGUCUCCCUUUAAUGACAUGUGAGCGAUGGUGAAGUGGAGUUUUGGGUCGUUUGCAAUAUUGGUGGACCAAGCAAUAUUUUUGAAUUAUUUGUAAUUGUGUGUUUUGUAGGAAAAAAAUCAUCAAACCUUUCAAUGAAUUCAGACGUUUGAAGCCAAUUUUCUCAAAAAAUGGAUAUAUCGUCUUUUGGGAUGGAACUCUUCAAACACUGUAUUUUUCAAGCGACUUGAAUUAAUGAUUGUCAUUAUACAUAUGUAAUUGUAAAAUUGUAAAUAUAAUUUUUCAUGACUAAUUAGUAUUAAAAAGACUUUGAUCAGUAUUUUAGUGUCUAAACAAGCUCACCAGGUUCUUGCCAAUUUCCUAGUUGUUAGAUUUGCCAAAUGUUUUGGUUGCAUUUAUAGCUUACACGGCGAGUGAAUUAUUUCGUGAUCAUCACCUAUGAUAUUUUUAUUAGAUCAAUUUUAUUUUCUUAUUUAUGAAUCCUCUGUACAUAACCAGAAGAGGACAUUUUUCAAAUGCUUAUUUUGCCAUGCUUGUAAUGUUUUGUGGGUUACAAAUUACAGAAUUGUCCGUUAAAUGGGAUCAAAGGGUUAAGAUGGUUCUUUAGGGAUAAAUAACAGAGCAUUUUUGGAUGAGUCCAAGCUAACUGCACUACCGGUCAGCCAAAAUAAAGAUUGUAACAUUUCUUGGUAAAUUUAUGUGGAUCGCAAAAAAAGCACAAAAUUUAAAGGGCUUUAGUAUAUCAAAAGGGUUAAUUAGAUUAUACUUCUAUAAGGGCAAAAGUAACUAUGUUAACACUGAAAUAAGAACGACAUUGUGCUAUUAAAUUUGGUAAGUAUUGGUAGAGGGAAUCGACAAUCAUGAAGACACAAAUGUAUCUGAGGAUUGAUUUAAAAAUUUAAAAUUUUGAGUAAUUUAAUUUCAUAAUUGAAUUUGACGAUAUGAAUUGAUUGAAAUUUUCGACACCCAAAUAUUUUGGAGCUGAAUUACAAGUAAUUUUCAUGAUCACUACGAAGGACUUGUAUCUGUCUUUCUCAUAAAAUGAUACCUCGUCAUUGUAAAAUAUACUCAAGUUAUAAUGUCUUGCCAUUUAUUUAACUACCUGACCUGAAUGAGUAAAUUUGCCGGUGGGUUUUAAAAGUUUUACGAUGUUUAGAUUGCCAUUUGAUGGUUCUACAAUUUUUAACAACAUUCCAUUAAGAGACACAGGGCUCUCGCACUACUUUAUAGCUAAAAAGAUAUUUUGUGUGUUUUUGCCUUUGAUUUUGAACAGCAUAUUUUUCUGUACAUAUAUAUAUAAGCCAGACAUUUCACCCUCGUGCUCUAAUAAAGCCUGUUCUUUGUGGUUUCAUGAGGGUAGUUACAGGUUUUCAGUUACACCCUUCCAUAGCCUGCCAAACUUUAUACUGUAUACAUUCCAUAGUCUGUCUCGGUAUACAAUCAGAAUCUCCUACUCAAAACAUCAUUCAACAGCAUUUAUAAAGGACCAAAAUCUCAUGUAAUAUGUAACCCUGAUCCUUUAAUAAUUGAGAAAUAGAUAUUAUCUGGGUCUGGAACUGGCACAGUUCCAGAGCGCUGGACUUGUUACACGAAGGUACUGGGUUCAAUAGGUGCUGUGCCACUCAGUAAACUUGAAGUCGUAAAGUGUACAGACAGGUUUCUGGAAUGGCCUGGUGCGUAGACAGUACAGUUGACCAGUAUAAAGGCGUCACACUAAUAAAAUAAGUGCCCAACUCACUUUUUGGCCAAAUUGAGAUUUUUUACAGAAAUGGCUCCCCAUAGUAAGCCACACAAUCUGGACUAUAUGCCCAAGUAAAACAACCAAUCAUGUCGUAGAUUACAUAGAACAAGCAUUUUCGCCUAACUCAAGCAUUUGACACUGGCAUUUUUCUCUCGGACAUGGGCGUUUUUCUUUUUUUCUUUCUGUGACAUAAGCAUUAUACCACAGCUGCAUAUGUCACAUUAUAUUUGUGGGAAAAUGCCCAAGUCAGUGAUGGAAAGUGCCUAUGUCAAAUUGAUGUUAGGUCAGGCCGUAUAAGCCACGGUUAAUUGAAAAUAAACACAAGUUUUUGAAAAUUUGAAGAGGUUUUCUUUGAUUUUCUCAAAAGUACAAAAAAUAAGUUAGGCACUUAUGUUAUCAGUGUGACGAAGUGCUAUAUAAGAACUUAUACUGUUUAUCCAUGACAAUUGUUCGUUGACAAUAAAAGUAUCUAAUCAACCUAUUAAACGUUUGAUGAGAUACAAUUUGAUGGAUCCAAAUUAAUUGUAUAAUACAUUCUAAUGUUGGGUAUCUAAUUUAUGACGAUUAAUAUAUGAUAAUUUGGCAAAAUAUUGCCGAAUGUAAAGUUUUUGACUGAUUUGCAAAUCUUGCCAGUAAAUAGAUUAUAUUUUGAUAAAAGGGUAAUUUUUGUAAUUAAGAUUUAUGUAUUACAUGUAAUUAUUCUUGAGCACAGAGUGCAGUGUUUGAUUUGUGUGGA
This is a messenger RNA of Lineus longissimus, 5559 nucleotides long. RefSeq names its product PR domain zinc finger protein 1-like. Gene Ontology annotation, cellular component: nucleus; cytoplasm. The transcript has 5 exons. Gene Ontology annotation, molecular function: protein binding; DNA-binding transcription repressor activity, RNA polymerase II-specific; RNA polymerase II cis-regulatory region sequence-specific DNA binding. Gene Ontology annotation, biological process: cell fate commitment; regulation of transcription by RNA polymerase II. The record is from RefSeq and is a predicted model, not a curated record. The coding region runs from base 145 to 2769 and encodes 874 amino acids. NCBI's taxonomy places the organism in Eukaryota, Metazoa, Nemertea, Pilidiophora, Heteronemertea, Lineidae.